AUGUGGUUCAACUUUGAUCCGACAAUACCUUUCUCGCAAAAUCCAUUCUUUAUUCCUCAAGAAAAGGCUAAAACUUCAAGUGGGUUUGCGAGUACUCUGCUAAGUAACGUGAGAAAUAAAGUUAAAGAUGGAAAAUAUUAUGAGACUAGAGAGUUUUGGAAGCAACCUGAUAGGAUGGGGUACAAGCCCUGUUUGGAUUUCAAUGAAAAAUACAGAAAGGAUAGUGGCGAGACUAUUAAGGGCAAAACAAAAUAUCUAAUGCGAGUAGUUUCUAGUGGGAUGAAUCAACAGAGGAAUCAUAUUGUUGAUGCUGUUGUGAUUGCUAGAAUUCUUGAUGCUGCUCAUGUUAUGUCCAUUUUUGAAUUUUCCGAUAUGUUUGACUUGGAUCAUUUCAAAAAUGUUUUGGCAAAUGAUGUCCGAAUAGUGUCAUCGCUGCCCUCUACGCAUUUGAUCGCAAGGCCAGUUGAGGAGAAAAGAACUCCACUUCAUGUUUCUCCCGAGUGGAUUCGCUCUCGUUAUCUUAAGUGGCUUAGGAGGGAUGGCGUAUUACUUUUACGUGGUCUAGAUUCAAGGCUUUCUAAGGAUCUUCGGUGCAAGGUUGCUUUUCAUGCAUUGAGAUUUGCCCCACAUAUCUCAGAAUUUGGUAACAAGCUUACAAAGAGGAUGAGAACUGAGGGACCGCGUCUUGCGCUACAUCUGCAAAUGGAGAAGGAUGUAUGGGUGAGGACAGGAUGUGUUCCGGGUCUAACCCCCGAGUAUGAUGAGAUGAUAAAUAAUGAGAGGAAGAAAUGGCCGGAGCUUUUGACUUCAAAAUCCAACAUGACCUAUCAUGACAGAAAACUUGCAGGCCUCUCUGCCCCUUAA
Molecule: messenger RNA, 864 nt
Organism: Fraxinus pennsylvanica
Lineage: Eukaryota; Viridiplantae; Streptophyta; Magnoliopsida; Lamiales; Oleaceae
Source: the annotation of a GenBank genome assembly